GGCGGCGGCAGUGCACGCAGCAAGCAGCCCUCGGAGGCGGGCGCGUCAAAGGGCGCCGUGCGAGUGGGUAGUGCGAGUGCCGAGGUUGAGUGGGUUGGGCGCGUGUGACGUGACCUCUGCCGGCUCCGUGCGGGUUGCCUAACAUAAGUGCGGGGUGGCCAGGGCAGCACGGCAGGCAGGCGCGCAAAAUCGUCCAUCUGGCGGAGGCAGACGGAGCCCGUCGCGAGCCAGGCGGGGGCAGUCGCUCCGCGCGCCCCGCGCCAUCACCACCACCUCCAAUCCUGCGGCCGCACCCUGACCUCCGACGACCCUGUCCCUCGCUUUCAGUCAAAGUUUUCGCCGGGGCGGGUUACAAUGCUGCACUGGAAGAGCUGUCGCUGCUCCUGGAGCCAAAUGCUGCUCUUCAUUUUGCUUUCUCUUAAUGGGUUCCUGUGCCAAAACCAGCAGCAGCAAUACCCAACGCAACAGGGUUCCUCAGGAGCAACCCAAGGAGCCCCGCCGGCCUUCCCAGCGGUUCAACAAUCGCCCCCUGGAGGAGGCCAGGUCAUCAAGCGCAGCAGGGGUGCCUUCAGGGAGUGGCGCCGCGGAGACCCUUCCCUCGUGCACAACCUCUGGAAGAGUAGAACGCCGCUUGGCAAGGCCGAGGUGUACAUCGUGCUGGCGUUGUUGAUCGGCCUGGUGACGGUGGUGAUCGGCUGCUGGCUAAGCGACAACUGCUGGUCCCAGGAGCCCGAGCACCGGCGCUUCGUGCCGCGCGCGUAGCGCCGGCGGCUGGCCAGGCGUCUCAUGCUGCCUGGCCUGCCAGGGCCCCCCGUGCUGCCCCCGCCCCCGCCGCCCCUCGGCCGCCCGCCGCAGCCGCCGCCCAUGGGGCCCGACGAGCCCAGCCCCAACACGCCGCCGGACUGCGUCCUCCUGCACGUGUGAACGUGAAUCAACCACAGACUGACACCGUUCAAUUUUAACUCCUGCCGAAUGCACUUUUCGUCUCUUUUACUGUCUCUCGCCUAGGCCAAGAUGAAACGCGUUAAACGCUGCCUGAUUCUAGAAAAUUUUGGAAGCUUUAGAAAUGAAUUCGGUAAUUUUUAGCGUCACAACCACCGCCUUUGCUUCAAGGCCGUUAAUUUAGGUUUUAUGAAAAACUAUGGUGGCCCAAAAUUGUUUUAAUUGAAACGAUCGAGAUUUUCAGGAAACAACUGGAGAAUUUUCUUCACUGUUAAAAAGCAGAAAAAUAUUCAAAGAAGUUUUGACUUGUUAGCAGCUAUUUAGGCUCCCAGGAUUCACAAGAAAAUCAACAUAGCUAGAGAAGAUUUGCAGUUCUUUGAAAACAAUCAACUGCACACAUUGUUGGGCUCGAGCAAAAAAACAAAUAAUAAUAAAUACAGUGGGUUGAAAUAUUUUCAAGGGGAUAGUUAUCGUUCCCUUUUUAUUUGUACUCAGCAAUGAUUGCAAUCAAAGGCCGCUGGUAAUUUAGAAUCCUUUGUAGUUUGUGGCAUGCAUCUUUUUUUGCAAGUAAAGUACUAUUGAUGAGGCCUGAGGAGCAGAAACAGCUGCUGCUCAGUGAGAGAAGCUUGUUAUGAAUAUUUUCCUCUUAAAUUUCUCAUUUUCCACCUAUACCAAUUACAAAACAAAGCCAUUUAGUGAAGCGUGGAUUUGUUUAUUUGAUGCCGAAGAUUCCAGAUGGUUUCCAAAAAUAUUAUUUAUUUCGAUUGAAGAUAUGUAAAGGAGGAUUUGCAAGCAUUGUAAAUUCCUUAAAACAGAUAGCCCGAAUUUGUUUAGGCAGUGACACGAAAAUAUAUUUGCUAUUUCGCGUGAACGAAAGUGUCAAGCUAAGGAAGAGUGAGUUAAUCGUGCGAAAGGUGCAUUCGCGCACUAAACGAAGCCAAGUAAAUUUUUAUUUGUAAAACUCUAAAAACGAACAAACUUCGUACUAAAGACCACUAAGGUUGUGAUUAAAAAGCUCAAUUACUAAUCUAGCAUGCAGCGUAUCAAUCAAAACUUUGAUUGUGAGUUAAUUCAUUGUGAGGUACUGCAGGACAUCGACUAAAGUGGAACGCAGCAGUUAACGAGACCGAAUUACGAUGGUUAUCAAACUUCGCCUAAGGAUGCAACCUGCUCGGCACGGAUGUUAUGCGCGAUGCAAACAGGUUUUAAAAAAUUACUACACGCAAAGAAGGAUAAAGUUUACAGGAACAAACUGGCUUCUGAAUAGUUAAUACACACACAUUUUGUGUCAAAAGGCAACGAAGCACAUUUGCACGUGGGGGCGAAGUUUCGCAAUUAAUGUUCAUCGCCGCUGCUGCUGUUGCUGAGAAUGCACUCAGGCGCCGCCGGAUGAAGCAAGAAUCGCGCGCGCCCAAGAAGAAGCAACACGUUGCGAAAAGGCCCUCUCGCUGCCUGAUCGACCGCAAUUCGCAUCAAAGUGGUUUUGCGGACACGACGCGCUGGUGUAUGUACAUAAUAGUAUACACACAAUUUACGGCUCUUAAUCUCACUAACAGUGUUCUGGGGCGGGUACUAACUCGACCCUGCGAUGUGAUGGGUUCACUCACUCACUCA
Molecule: messenger RNA, 2556 nt
Organism: Cloeon dipterum
Lineage: Eukaryota; Metazoa; Arthropoda; Insecta; Ephemeroptera; Baetidae
Exons: 4
Coding region: 355-762 (135 amino acids)
Source: RefSeq, a predicted model, not a curated record